CCCGCUCACACUCGGUCAAGUGAAGAUCAAUAACCUUAGUGUGCUACAAGCUAUUAUGCUUACGAAGUGAAGCCUGUAGCGUACAGCGGAUUAUAGACAGUGACAUUAUUUGCAAGGACUGGAACAACCCUGGAAGUGGAUUACAGGACGUGAAAAACCCAUGUAAGUCAAUGAAAAACACAACCAGAAGGAUAUGUCCUUGGUAGAAAAUAUUGUGUCUAUGCCUGCCACGGGCAGUCAUGCAGGCCGGGGUUUAUUUUCAACUUUGGUUGGCAAAACUGGACCUUACUUUCACGACGAGUGUUUGCCUCUCAGUGGAAUGUCGAAAAUGCCAGAACAUUCAGUGACUGUGGUUUCCAGUGAAAAUGAAUAUGGAUAUUCAGUGACUGGUUGUACAGAAUCUUCUAUCGUAGAGAUGUCGAAAGAGAGUCCCAGCACACACUCGCCAGCGGUGCAGCUGUCAUCUGAGGCUACAGCAAGUAAUGACAUUAGUGAUAAAGACGUAGGCAAACGCCGUAACACAAAAGCUACUACAGGAGAAAAAUCAGGCAGAACAUCUGCAGAAGCAAGAGUGGAAACGCCAGUUGCCAAAAUCUCACCAAUUCAUGUGUCAGUGAAGAGGCCCCGAACACCUUUGUCCGAUGAAAAUUUGGGAGAUCCUCUAGAAAAAAGGGCAAGAAUUGUGACAGAUACAGCAAAUGAAGCACAAAGUAAGACUGAAAAAUGUACUGCUACAUCAACGAUAACUGUGAACCAAGACAUGCUAAUUGAGUCUUCAGCAGGGGAAACUGCAAGAGAAGAACCACCUGAAAGUAUAUCUAGGAUCUCGGUUAGUGGCAGUUCAUCAGCAGAGGAAUCAGGAGCAAUGGUGCGGCUGUCAAAACUGUCUGAACCAUUAACAGUAGAUAAUGAGAUAGUAUCGAGAAGUUCCACAGUGCCACCAAAGCAAAGCAUGGGCAGUAUAACAGAAGGACCAUCAAUGACCAUAAAUGAAAAUGCAGAUACACAUGAAAAUGGGGCAAGCGUAUAUCAGGCAAAGGCAGCAUCAUUAGAGACGAAAGUGGAUAAAUUGAUGAUUCCAUCACCUCAAGACGAACAAAAACAACACACGCCAUCUGCAGUUAAUAGUGCAAAGGUUCAAAGUAUGCAACCCAGGAACCCUUCACCAGCAAAGAUGCUUCCUGGAUCAGUGGAGACAGCAUCUCCAGGGAGAGAAGAAAGAUGUUUAGUAUGUGGAAAGUUUGACUGUCCCUUUGUUCUAGAUAAGAAAUUGAAAACUAUUUUUACAAAAACACAAUCUCUUGUAAAGAGGGAGCUUUGUUCAAUGUGUGGAAGGUCUAACUGUCCUUUUCCUAAUCAAGAAAUCGAAACCCUCGAUUGUACUUACAUCAAAGGAAAGUCUUGUGGGGAAGUUAAGGUCUCCAAGCGUACGAAGUGUUCCCAGUCCUUCAUCAGUGAAGUCGAGAAGAGUAAAUGCACUCAUCCGACGAAAUAUCGGUACGAAAAUUGCAGCAAAUGGAUUGUUUAAACGAAUCGCCAACCACUCAUCCCUUCAGACUAUCAAGUUGGAGGCUGAACUGUUCAAAUCCGUGGAAAAUGGAGACUCGGCAAGAGUGCAGGAACUGAUUCAGUACACGGGGGCAGCUGUGAGGAGAAGCAAGACCAGUUGCACACUUCUUCAUGCUGCAGCGUCUCACAACCAAGCGGAUGUGGUGGUGUUUCUGCUGAAAUUGAUCAGUCCCAAUAUUACCAACGAGGAGGGACAGACUCCAGCUCACGUGGCCGCUGAAAAGGGUCACACGCAAGUGCUGAAACUUCUAGUGCGUGACCCUGACUUCGAUGCCGACAAACGGGAUGAUCUCCGUAACUCUGUGAAAACCCUGCUUGGUGGCCAUCUGUUCAAGGCCGUAUUAGAAGGGAACAAGAAAGAAGCAGAAAGACUGUUGGCAGUUGGUGCAGACCCAGACAGUCACGGCGGAAAGCUGGUGGAUGGAGUGUUGGCACGAGAGCUUGGAGUGACAACGCCUCGCCUGCUGGCCAAUGCCCUGAACAUGGAGUCGAUCGUGACCCUGUUUGACAAGAAAGCAUCAAAAAGGUGCAGCCAAACCGUCGAGAGUAAAUCUCUGCCAUCAUCCGCAUUAAGCACAGUACACAUCAAGGUCUCAACACGACAGUUUCGCGUGAGACGGGCAACAGUAAUUCAAGGAGGUGCUGAUGUGUA
Molecule: messenger RNA, 2221 nt
Organism: Penaeus vannamei (Pacific white shrimp)
Lineage: Eukaryota; Metazoa; Arthropoda; Malacostraca; Decapoda; Penaeidae
Source: RefSeq, a predicted model, not a curated record